AUGCUCGAGCUUCUUGGAACUUACAGGAAUCUCACACUUCAAACCCUAUUAUCUCUCUCCCUAACCCUAAUCCUCACGUUUCUCAGAAUCCCGAUCAUCUUCCUCCACGGCAUCUGCACUUACAUCCAGCCGGAGAAUCUCGGCCAGAACAACGCCGGGAGUGGAGGAGGAGUCAGAGCCGCGAUCCGACGCCCGUCUAGCGUCGACGAUCCGAAGCCCAAUGUCGAAGUCAGGAGAAGGAAUCGAUCCAAGGACAAAUCCGAAUUCGACGAGAGCAAUGCUCAGAUCUUCAGGAUUAAGCUCGACGAGGAUCACCUCAGAUCUCGGAUGUAUUUCGCCGAGUACAACACGCUUUUCGUCGUAACCUUCUUAGCUUCUUCGUGCUUUCUUCUCCACAGUUACUUCGGCGGUGUUGAGGAUGAUAACAACCACGGCGUUCUGGGAAACGGAUUGGUGUUCCCGAUUGUUCUCGGAUUCGUCGCGCUCUGCAAAGUGUUCGUCGCUCUGGGGAAAAUCUCGAUCGAGAGAUCCGCGUCGAAGAAAUCGGAGAAGAGACUGAGCUUGAUUUUUGGGGGUUUAGGGUUUGUUUUCGGGAUUAUAAUCGCUGCUGGGGUUUUCCCUAAAGGAUUCGAUUUCCAAUUGGGUAAUGUCGAUGCGUUUUGCUGCGUGCUCAUAUCUUCCUCCAUGGCUUGCAUCGCUGGGUUCCUCUACAUGCCUGCAGGGAGAAGCGCGAGGUCGUUUUGGGUUGGGACUGAUCAGAUUAGGAGUAAUUUGUCCAUCAUUUCUUGCGGAUGGUUUGGUAGAAUGAUUCUUUAUGCUAAUUACAUUGUCUCCGUCUUCACUUCUUUGCUUUGGAUCCAUCCAUUGGCAGAGAUUCUUGUCAAAGGAAGCCACAGUGCUGGGUUGGUUGGUAAUGUAGGCUUGUCGAGUGGUGAUUUUGGAAAGUUUAGGGUUUUGUGUUUGUUAGCGUCCGGUUUGCUGCAAGCUAUGGCGGUUCGUCCUAAUCUGCAGAUGUUCUUGAACGAAGCGGUGCUCUCGUGGUACCAGAGAUUGCACGGGAGCAAGACUCCUGAUUUGGAGUUUAGCAGAGCGAAGAUGUUCCUUCAUAACCACUACUUGUGCCUCGUUGCUUUGCAGUUCUUGGCUCCGUCGGUGCUUGUGAUCGUCUUCCUCGGCUUGUCUCAGAUUGACCUGAGCUCGACUCAGCUGGUAUGUGGCUCUCUGCCUUGCGGUGAUUUCGUUAGAGAAGUUGGUUUGUUGAUGGCUUGGUGGGUGAUCUUUGUUUGGUCUGGUUUUGCUUCUGCGAGUCUUGUCUUCUAUCGUCGUGGUGUCUUGUAUGUUUCUUGA
Molecule: messenger RNA, 1347 nt
Organism: Microthlaspi erraticum
Lineage: Eukaryota; Viridiplantae; Streptophyta; Magnoliopsida; Brassicales; Brassicaceae
Source: the annotation of a GenBank genome assembly